AUGGAUAAAGUGCUAUGUUGGAAUGUAAGGGGGAUCAACAGAAAAGAUAAACAAGCAGAUGUGAGAUCAAUGAUUCAUUCUCACACAAUAAAACUCUGUUGCCUCCUGGAAACAAGAGUAAAGUCAACCAAAAUGGGUGAUCUAUAUCUUAACAUUUUCCCAAAUUGGUGCUUUACUUCUAAUCUAAGUCAUCACAGAAAUGGUAGAAUUGUCCUAGCUUGGGACCCUGAUGUGUUUCAGAUGAACAUUAUCCAUACGGACAGUCAAAUGAUUCAUGGUUUUGUGAUCCCUAGAUACUCUAGAGUGGGAUUUUUUGUCUCUUUCAUUUAUGGGUUUAACCUUGCAACUGAGAGAGAACCAUUAUGGGCCACUUUAUGCACUCUGGCUGGCAUGAUCCACUCUACUUGGGUGAUCAUGGGUGAUUUCAAUGUUGUAAAAGAAAUAGAAGACAGGAUUGGCUCUCCUGUGAGACUGUCAGAUAUCCAGCCAAUGAGAAACUGCAUGGCUAAGUGUCAACUUACAGAAGUAAAAACCAUAGGCAGACUUUACACAUGGAACAACAAACAAGAUGGUGGUAUUAGGGUGUUCUCUAGAAUUGACAGAGUUCUCUCCAACUCUGCAUGGGAUGUUAUGUUCCCCAAUGCAGAAGCUUUAUACAUCCCUGAAGGCACCUAUGACCAUUGCCCCAUGGUUCUGAGUUCCUACCCCACCAUACACCAGAAGAAGCCAUUCAGAUUUUAUAACAUGUGGACAUCAUCAGAUGAGUUCAUACCCAUUGUGGAAAGGAACUGGUCAAAAUAUGUUUAUGGUUGUGUGAUGUUCAGAAUCAUUCAGAAGCUGAAAUGGAUCAAGCAUGAUCUGAAGCUCCUAAACAAAACUAGUUAUAGCAAUGUUGAGGCAACCACAGUUCAGAUGCAAGCCCAUCUGGCUGAGAUUCAGAAUAAACUUCACUCUGAUCCCACCAACAUGGAUUUAUCUACAGCAGAGAAGAAUGAUGCAGCUUCCUACAGGAAAGCACAAGACAACCUGUUGUCUUUCCUACACCAAAUGUCCAAAGUGCAUUGGCUUGAAAAGGGAGAUGAAAACACCAAAGCCUUUUAUCAGAGCAUCAAACAAAGAAGAAAAUACAAUACCGUCCACUCCAUUCAAAAUGUUGCAGGGGUGUGGGUGAAUUCAUCUAAGGAGGUCCAAGUUGCUUUCUUGGACUUUUACAGGAAUCUUUUUUGCUACAAAAAACACAACAGGAUCCCCAUCUAG
This is a messenger RNA of Spinacia oleracea (spinach), 1257 nucleotides long. RefSeq lists its product as uncharacterized. The coding region runs from base 1 to 1257 and encodes 418 amino acids. The transcript has a single exon. The record is from RefSeq and is a predicted model, not a curated record. Lineage: Eukaryota; Viridiplantae; Streptophyta; Magnoliopsida; Caryophyllales; Amaranthaceae. Gene Ontology annotation, molecular function: catalytic activity.